Messenger RNA from Rhopilema esculentum, 2969 nucleotides. RefSeq lists its product as uncharacterized. The record is from RefSeq and is a predicted model, not a curated record. NCBI's taxonomy places the organism in Eukaryota, Metazoa, Cnidaria, Scyphozoa, Rhizostomeae, Rhizostomatidae.
AUUUUUUCAUUUUCGGUUCUAUUAGGGACAGGUUGCCGCCCACAAGCAGGAUUUUAGCCAACAAUUCACUUCAAUAUUGUUUUGGAAAUUAAUCGCGGAGUUUAACAUGGAGUACCGUUAAGGCGCCAAAAUAACAAAAUGGCUGGGCGAACGACCCGAUCCUCUUCUCGUCUAGGCAUUACGUCCCCGUGUGUUGGGAAACCUUUCAAAGUUUCAAAGAGAAAGAAUGUCAAGGUCUUUACAGAAAAUGAGAAAAAAGAGAUUGCCAAAUAUGAAAUCAAGGCAGGACAGUUUAAGUACAGGCUAAGAAGUGUGAAAGAUAUUUUGAAAAACCUUGAUAAUGAUAAAUCAAGUGAAGAAGGCUCUGCAAGAAGAAGGGGGAGAAAAAGUAAGUUAUUAGCGAGCAAGCGGAGGUCAAUUGCUGAGUCAGUGAUGCUAAAAAACUUUCAAAAGGAUGCACAAUUCAAUAAAGAGCAGGAGGAGCAAAAAAGCCCGUCUAACCAACAAGCUGAAGACACUUUGGAAGCAAAGGUAGAACAAGAAGAAAAUCAAAUUCAUAUUGAAGAGAAAAACGAAAGCUCACAGGGGGCAGAGGAAAUAACAGAGAUGGUUUCUGAAAUUGAGCAGUCAGAAAUGAAUGACAACGAGGUUCCAUUGGUACAGGACACUGAGACAAGACAAACCACAAUGGAAGAUGAAAACCAAUUGAAGGAACCAGGGAUAAAAAAUCUAAGGGUAAAGGCUAGGGUAAAACCUGUGAAUGAAACUGAAGAAGAGGCUGCUGAAAGAAUAAAGGCUGAGAUGAGACUGAGGGUAGAAACACUGGAACGAAUUAAAGAGUUGAAGAAGGAACAAGAGGAAUGGGUUGCUCUUUAUGGAUCGUAUCAAAGUCGCCUGGCUGAAGUUGAAUCGGAUCAAACAGGGGAACUGUCGCCCGAUGUGAAGCAUUCGCUUCUUUCUGAUGAACAGCGACAAUUCAUGGAAGCAAAAAUGGACCCUAAAGAUUUUAUCGACCGGCUGAAACAAUAUCAAUUGGAUUAUAUCGCUUGCGCACGGUAUGUGCAAGAUUUUACAGAGAAAAUGUCAGAAUUUAAGAAGAGCGUUUCUGACUACCUCACAUCUUUACCAAGCAUAGUGUCUCCAACAAAAGAGGGAUGUUCGAGAACCCCAAGGACAUUGAUCACGAACAUUUUGGGCCGUGCCAAAGAUAUUGCAAGCAAGUCAGAUCAAAGCUUCUAACGUAAGAAUGCGGUAUAGAUCGCUUCGCGCAACAGGAAGCUUUCUACGUCUUAUUUGUAGUGUAGUCUACGUAGCAAGUGGGACUAUUGCUAGACGUUUUCAACGCACUGCCUUUGUUAUUCGCCCUCAUUAAAUGACAGGAUAACAGCCCUACCCACACUAUCCACCUGUACAUCGUUUGGGCAUUCAUCCAAACCUCCCUUCAAGCGUUCUUCUUUAUUCACACUACUUUGCCUCUCUGUUAGUUGUUCUAUAUUAUCUUAGUCCAUGUUACGGUGUUGUCUAUACAUUUCACUCCCUAAAGAAGUUUUGUUUCUUUCUCUAUCUUAAUUUGUCCAUUGUAUUUUCCUAAAGCUUCCCUUAUUUUUCAACAAAUAAUGACAAACCCGGGUACAACUGUCACUCGAAGUGUGAAUUCUCUCCGAAUUAUUUCUAAUCAUGCUGCAAUUUUCUCUAUAAUUGCAACGCUAUUGUUUCUAGGUUAAUUAACGUAGACCUAUACAGUUGAACCCUAUUACGUUGUACCCUGGAUAGUUCGGACUUUCAGUGAACCGGACUGAUUUUCGAUUACCAUUGGAUUUUCUACCUUAUUCAAAUCAAAAGUCGUAUCCGGGACUAGCAGGAAAUUCGCUAAGUCAGACCUUUUUCUUGAACAACAACCAACUGUUUUCUGAAUUAGUAUUGUUUUAGGCCGCAAUGGCAAAGAUGUCCAAGGGGCACUCGCGAACGCAACUUACGGAAAGUUCAUCCGAUAGUUGAGGGGUCUGUUUAAUGAAAAUUCUUGUAUUAUAGGUAUAAAUGAUGAACGAAAUGCACCAUGAUACGUUGUUUUACCUCGGGUCAUCGAUCCAAUGAUUACUAGAAUGCAUGCAAUGUACUUCCUCCUAUACCUGAUAAAUGCGAUAUCUAAUGGUUUUGGAUGCAAAGUGAUUUAAGUGGAUGAACCCUCCCCCCGUAUGGUACAUAGUUGAGUAUAUCUCCUACCCCCUUUCAGUUGGAAGAGUAUAUAGCAAUGAAACGAGUAACUGAUUCUUCUACCAUGCGACUAGUCCUUCUAUUAUAUUUGGUUCGUUCUACUCCAUUUUUUAUGCCCUACUUUAUUUUCUUCUAUUUCAUUAUAGAUGUAGAAAGCAUUUUAGAAGUAGGGGAGGAGCAACAUUCUAGAAGUUGCGAUCUGUGCACCCUUUGGUCCUACUUCUAUGCUCAAUUGAAAUAUAUAUCUUGAUACCCUACAUGUCUGAAGCAGGGGUGUUGUGCUAUGAAAAGAAGGUGAUAAUCUCACGUAAAUUAUCGCAAAAGCAAUAGCAAAAGGAGAAAUGGGCUGAGUUUGGCAUUAACAAAAGGGAUAAGACCUCCCGAACCCCAUAUGACCCCCUAGCGCUACACCCCUGGUCUGAAUAUUGCAAUGUUUCAAAUAGGACUCCCACGUGAUCACUGGACAAAAGUGUAGCUCCUGACUCUUCGACAUAAACUUUUCCAAUGUUAGAUACUUUCAUUUGAGCUUACGAGUAUAUCAGUGCACAGAGACGACACAUUGUUGUGUAGCAAUUGGAUGCAAUUUUCAAUGUUUUAGUGAUAGGAGAGCUUGUGUCUUAAUUUUGGAUUCGCAUUCGUAAACAUUCGAUGCAGUUUUGAAUAUAAUGUAUAUAGCUGACUUAUUUUAAUUUCGAUGUAUUGUCAUUUCCAAAAGCUAUUUGUUUUCCUGUGUAUUUUGGUGUCCCAUGUACCAA